Cajanus cajan (pigeon pea) is the source of this 935-nucleotide messenger RNA. RefSeq names its product ubiquitin-conjugating enzyme E2-23 kDa. NCBI's taxonomy places the organism in Eukaryota, Viridiplantae, Streptophyta, Magnoliopsida, Fabales, Fabaceae. The record is from RefSeq and is a predicted model, not a curated record.
UGUUAUUAUUAUUAUUAUCUGUUAUUUGUGUUGAUUGCUGUCUGAACCAAAUUUCACUUGCUUUGAGCUGCACAAGAGUCUCCAAUCCCAACUCCACUCUCUCUCUCUACAACUUGCCAAAUAAGAGAAGAAGAAAAGUCGAAGCAACGGCGAAACCAAACAUGUCUUCCCCAAGCAAGCGUCGAGAGAUGGACUUGAUGAAACUGAUGAUGAGUGAUUACAAGGUGGAGACGAUUAAUGAUGGAAUGCAAGAAUUUUAUGUUCUUUUUCAUGGACCCAAAGAAAGUCCUUAUUAUGGUGGUGUUUGGAAAGUAAGAGUUGAGUUGCCGGAUGCUUAUCCUUAUAAAUCUCCUUCCAUUGGUUUUGUCAAUAAGAUCUAUCACCCAAAUGUUGAUGAGAUGUCAGGAUCAGUUUGUCUGGAUGUUAUCAAUCAAACCUGGAGUCCCAUGUUUGAUCUUGUCAAUGUGUUUGAGGUGUUUCUACCUCAACUUCUGCUGUAUCCUAAUCCAUCAGACCCCUUGAAUGGAGAAGCUGCGGCUUUAAUGAUGCGUGACCGAGCUACUUAUGACCAAAGGGUUAAAGAGUACUGUGAGAAGUAUGCCAAAAAGGAAGACAUAGGUGAAGUCCCAGAAGAAAAAUCCAGUGAUGAGGAGAUGAGUGAGGAUGAAUAUGAUUCUAGUGAUGAACAGGUUGUUGGUAAAGCAGAUCCCUAGUUUUGCAUGCAUGUCCUGUUAUUAACUUUGUAUUUUAUCUGUACAUGACGUACUAGUUCUGUUAAUUCACCUCCCCAUACGUGAACUUAUCAUGGAUAAGGGGAAAAUUCCCCUUCCUUUUAGUUUCCUGUGACUGUAAAUAAAGUACUAUUGAUUUUCUGAUGCAAUCGUACUGUUUAGGGUUUAUAUUUAAUUAAGAAUGCUGGCACACACUAGAUGACA